Messenger RNA from Spodoptera exigua (beet armyworm), 797 nucleotides. Lineage: Eukaryota; Metazoa; Arthropoda; Insecta; Lepidoptera; Noctuidae. The record is from the annotation of a GenBank genome assembly.
CAAUUUAAACUUACUGAAGCGUGUUGCGUCUGUGUGUGACGUAAUAUUUAUAAACAUAUAAAAGCGAUAAACAUGGUUGUGAAAUUAUACGUUAUGGACUUCAGCCCACCAGUGCGGGCAUGCUUGAUGGCUUGCGAGAUAUUCAACGUUCCCUAUGAAAGGAUAGAACUCGACUUAGCUAAAGGUGAACAUACAACUGAGGGAUAUUUAGAGAAAAAUCCUCUCCACACAAUACCAGUUAUGGAAGAUGGUGAUUUGAUACUACGUGAUAGUCACGCAAUAAUGGCAUACUUAUCUGACACCUACGCCAAAGAUGACUCUUGGUAUCCAAAAGACGUCAAGAAACGGGCACAAAUUAAUGAGAAACUAUUCUUCAAUGCGUUUGUUAUUUUCAGUAGACUACGAGUCAUUACUUAUUACGUCAUUCAAAAAGGAUACAAGAAAUUUGAACAAGAAUGGUUGGAUCGCAUUGUGGAAGCGUACAGUUUCAUAGAAGCAUUUUUGUCCAAAACUAAAUACAUCGCCGGAGAUGACAUCUCGAUUGCUGACAUAGCGCUUUUGAGUAAUGUGUCCUCUUUAGAAAAUGUACAGCCAAUAGAUAUUGAAAAAUUUCCCAAAACCAUCGCCUGGUUGAAAGAAUUAAAAGCGACGCCAUUUUGUAAAAAUAACAAUGAAAAAGGUGUCAAAGAACUGGACGAAUUUAUUAAAAGCUGUAUAGAAUAAAAUGUAUUUUUCCUAUUAUAAGUUUGGUUUAUAUCUGUAAUGUUACUAUUAUAUUAAAAAGCUUUUAUAAUACA